CGUGACUCACAUAAUGCGGAAGAAAUUGAGCGUGUUGAAGAAAGCUGCAGAGACUCGUUUCAAAACAUUUCUGGUUCCAUAAAAAAAUGUACCUGCUAGUUAAAAUGGUUAUGACAAGCCGAGCCUAGUAGUUCAGAAAAUAGUCAAACCAUGACUUAGGGAGGCACAUUGUUUACUAGCCAGGCCAGCUGUCGAUGAUGUUUUGCUGGCAAUGAAUAAUUAGCUAGCUAACGUUUAAAAUCACCCUUUGCCGCGCCUGCUAGCUAAUUGGAAAGUUUCCCCAAGUGAAUGGGGAAAUGGACCCUACAACAUUUUCAGGUCCCCAUCUCCCUCUAUCCUCCCUGCGUCUCCUGGUGCCACCACUACGUCUGAUGUCUGCAUCCAUGUGGCAAGUGGCACAGCAGCGUAACGUGAUGCAGUAUGGGAAGCUGGAGGAGUUUGUGACUCUGGUGACAGAGAUGGUUCCGGAGCUCCUGACGCUCAAGCAGAGGGUCCAACUCAUCCUGGGACUGAGAGCGAGGCUGGUUCUUGAAUUGUGUCGUGGUUUGGAGUCUAACCCAGCUGGCUACAAAACUAUCCAGCCCCACCUGGACAGAAUCCAUUCAUGCACAACACAUAAAGGGAGCGAAGACAAGGAAGUGGAGGCCUCAAAGGAUAACUUUGUGGAGCUGGUCCAAACUCUGCUUGAAGACUCAAUGAAGAGGGAACAUUUUUUUCAGGAGGUGUUCCCUGUACAGUACAGCACUAGGUAUGACACAGCACUACAGAUACUGGUGUGGCAGUUCUUUGACAGACUGGAGGAGAUGAUGCCAGUGCCCAGCUUUACACAGACAGCAUCCAUUCUCAACCUGACCCCUACUGACCUGGAAGAGUGUCAGCAGUCUUUCUCUGAUCCUGAGCAUCUGAAAACACUGCUGCAGCAUCAUAGAAAUCUGGGGCACCUAAAAAAAGAUUUUUUGUUCUAUGACUCUGAUAACAUCCUGUCCACGUUGUCCUUCCUCGCUCCCUCACUGAAGUCUAAACAUACCAAAAGAGGCAUAGAAGAAGGCACGGUGAAGAACGAGAGCGAUGUGAGGAGAAAGGGAGAGAAGGAAGAGGCUGAAGGACCGAAAGAACAGGAGAGUGGUGAGGAGGGACAGCAAGAAGUCAGUGGGGAGGACCAAGAUGCCAGUGAGGGAAGUGAUGAGGGCGCUGAAAGACUGGAAGAGGCUGGGGAAUCCUCUGGGAAUUCUGGGCAGCAAAAACAGCCAGCAUUAGUGGCCAUCAAUGGACAAGCUAAAGCCAAGCCCCCCCAGUCCCAGGGCUUUUCCUGCUCACAGUGCCAGUUCUCCAACAGGAGAUGGCUCACCCUUCAGAAGCACAUCAAGAAGAACCAUCCAAAGGAGGACAGUGGGAUCGUGGACUCUGGAGAAGCUGGAGCUGAGAACAACGUCCUGCCUGUCAGUGAGACAGAAAGCUCCUCGGCCAAGAAGACCAGGAAGAACAGGUACAUCUGCUCCCAGUGUGGGAAGGGUCACAAAUGUUCAUAUGAACUGAGACGACACGAAACCGUUCACUCUGAGGUGAAGCCCUUCCAUUGUGACCAGUGUGAGAAGAGAUACAAAACAAAGGUGGCUCUAAAACAACACCAUCGAGUUCACACUGGAGAAAGGCCAUAUGUUUGCUCACAUUGUGGCAGAGGCUUUAGGUCUGCGGGAACUUUACAAUCACAUGUACGCACCCACACCGGGGAGCGACCUUUUGUCUGUUCUAUAUGUGGGAAGGGAUUUAUUCAACAUCAAAUACUGAUAGGUCACCUCCGGUGGCAUAGAGGUGAGAAGCCGUUCUUAUGUACCGUUUGUGGAAAGAGUUUUAGUACUUCAGGUGCCUUGUUGGUACACUCACGAACACACACGGAUGAACGCCCCAAAAGCUGUGAGCAUUGUGGGAAGAGGUUUAGAAGAUGUUACGAUCUCACAAUACAUCGGCGGAUCCACACGGGUGAGCGGCCGUUCUCCUGCACACAGUGCGACAAAUGCUUCACGUCCCACAGCGACCUUAGCAGACACAUGCGAAUUCAUACAGGAGAGAAACCUUACCAGUGUAAAAUGUGCGAUAGGAGAUUCACUGAAAGUGGCAACCUGAAAGUACAUCAGCGGGUUCAUCGGGGAACAGCCACAAAUGUACGGGUUUCAGUGUGUAAUAUCAGUACGGCCCACCACAAGUCACCAAGUGUGGCAAGAAAGAAGGAAAGAAAGAAAGACAAUGUUCCACCACUCCUUGUUGGACAGGAGUUGCCGUAGCCACAGUGUAUCAUGUUCUAAGAACACACAUUUUGGAACAACGUUAUGAUUCCCGGGCCAUAAAAAUGAUAUUUUUUAUUUCAUUUAAAGUUGACUUGCAUUGUAAUAACUUUCUCAUAGUAGCAAGAUAAUUGGCUAUUUUGUGAUAGCGAGGCAUUUAAUGACAGCGUAAUAUGAUUUCUCUUAAUAUUAAUGUCAUUGGUUACUUUAUUUCUCAAGGUGGUAGCUUUUCAACACCAUAUAUUAGGUAAUCACGCAUACGUAUUCACUGUAUCCUGCCCACUCAGUCACUGAAAUGAAAGCUUGUCAGUCAAGUAGGGUCAAACAUUUCAUAACGGAUUGAUACAGGAGUACUGUUAUUGCAGAAUUACACAGCAAGGUAAUAUUACAUUUGUGGUGUGGCCCUCUGGACCACAUCGAAGACAGAAUGUGGCCCCUGAAGAAAAUUUGAGUUUGAGACUCCUGGUCUUGAGGGACAUUGAGCUCUCUACAGGACUAUGUUGGUGAAGAUAGUGAUGCUCGUUAGAUCUAUAGUUUGACUAAGGUGAUUUGUCUAAACCAGUGAUUCCCAACCGGCAAAACUUUUCCUCAUCUUGAUUAAAAAAAUAACACUCACUUAUAAACGUGACCUGUGGAAUGCACAUGGAAUUUUGAUUUGGGAGCACUCAUGCUGGUCAGAUAAUACAUUAAAUGGCACAUGGUUACAUCUGUAUCAUUUUUUCAAGUCCAGUGCACUUUUUGUAUUAUUUGGAGGGGUGCGCAUCAUAAGCAAAGUCAUCUAUCAUUGAAAAAAUACAAUAUAUUUUUUUAAAGAACAAGCUAACUACUGAUUUUAAGUGUACAUAUAGGGAAGGGACUCAACUUGUACUGCACUGACUCAGAGGACUGAUUGGCUAAAAUACAUGGAUAAUAAGAUGGUAGUUGGAGCUGUAUAGUUAGAUUUCAGUGCAGCCUUUGAUAUUAUUGAUCAUAAUGUUAUUGAAAAUACUCACUUUUGGCUUUAUAAUCACCUGCUAUCACAUGGUUGGAGAGUUACUUGUCUAUCCAAUAGAACUCAGAGUAUUCUUCAAUGGAAGCUUCUAACAUACAGUGGGGAGAACAAGUAUUUGAUACACUGCCGAUUUUGCAGGUUUUCCUUCUUUUAUCAUAGGUACACUUCAACUGUGAGAUGCGGAAUCUAAAACAAAAAUCCAGAAAAUCACAUUGUAUGAUUAAGUAAUUAAUUUGCAUUUUAAUUUAAUUUGCACUCAGUAAAAGGCACAUUACAGACCGCUUGGAGUUUGACAAAAGUCACCUAAAGACUCUCAGACCAUGAGAAUCAAGAUUCUCUGGUCUGAUGAAACCAAGAUUGAACUCUUUGGCCUGAAUGCCAAGCGUCACGUCUGGAGGAAACCUGGCACCAUUCCUACGUUGACGCAUGGUGGUGGCAGCAUUAUGCAGUGGGGAUGUUUUUCAGCGGCAGGGACUGGGAGACUAAUCAGGAUCGAGGGAAAGAUGAACGGAGCAAAGUACAGAGAUCCUUGCUUAAAAACCUGCUCCAGAGUGCUCAGGGCCUCAGACUGGGGCAAAGGUUCAGUUUCCAACAGCACAACAAUCCUAAGCACACAGCCAAGACAACACAGGAAUCUAGAAUCACUUGAAUCUCCUUGAGUGGCCCAGCCAGAGCCUGGACUUGAACCUGAUCAAACAUCUCUGGAGGGACCUGGAAAUAGUUGUGCAGCCAGAGCCUGGACUUGAACCUGAUCAAACAUCUCUGGAGAGACCUGGAAAUAGUUGUGCAGCCAGAGCCUGGACUUGAACCUGAUCAAACAUCUCUGGAGAGACCUGGAAAUAGUUGUGCAGCCAGAGCCUGGACUUGAACCUGAUCAAACAUCUCUGGAGAGACCUGAAAAUAGUUGUGCAGCAACACUCCCCGUCCAACCUGACAGAGCUUGAGAAGAUCUACAGAGAAGAAUGAGAGAAACUCACCGAAUAAAGGUGUGUCAGGCUUGUAGCGUCAUACCCAAGAAGACUCGGCUGUAAUUGCUGCCAAAAGGUACUUCAACAAAGUACCAAGUAAAGGGUCUGAGUACUUACGUAAAUGUAAUCUUUAAAAAAAAGAAAACGUUUUAGCUGUCGUCAUUAUGGAGUAUUGUGUGUAGUUAGAGGGGAAUUAAAAAAAAAAAAAAAAAUUGAAUAAGGAUGUAACGUAACAAAAUGUGGAAUAAGUCAAGGGGUCUGAAUAGUUUCCGAAUGCUCUGUACAUACGCCACUAUGGGUUUCUUCACUACCCAAACCAAAAACAGAUUUAAUGCACCGCUCAGUUGUGAAGAGCCAGUUCAUCGUGGAAUGCUCUGCCACCAGUUUAGUGUCUUGUAUCACAGCGCCACUCCUCUAUAAAGAUUUUAUGUAACUGUA
This is a messenger RNA of Oncorhynchus keta (chum salmon), 4679 nucleotides long. RefSeq names its product zinc finger protein with KRAB and SCAN domains 8-like. Lineage: Eukaryota; Metazoa; Chordata; Actinopteri; Salmoniformes; Salmonidae. Gene Ontology annotation, molecular function: telomeric repeat DNA binding. The coding region runs from base 297 to 2282 and encodes 661 amino acids. The record is from RefSeq and is a predicted model, not a curated record. Gene Ontology annotation, cellular component: shelterin complex. Gene Ontology annotation, biological process: regulation of immune system process; telomere capping; negative regulation of transcription by RNA polymerase II. The transcript has 8 exons.